Molecule: messenger RNA, 3242 nt
Organism: Magallana angulata
Lineage: Eukaryota; Metazoa; Mollusca; Bivalvia; Ostreida; Ostreidae
Exons: 23
Coding region: 132-3119 (995 amino acids)
Cellular component (GO): membrane
Molecular function (GO): wide pore channel activity
Source: RefSeq, a predicted model, not a curated record
UAUCAAAACGCCUCUGAAGGAAUUAUUGCUUGGGUGUCGGAUUAACGCUAAGACAGGACAGGAAUCGCGGGCCGAGUAAUUAAAUCUUUUUGUGUGUAUUCAAAGAAUGAUGCUGUAAUAAGGCCUCGGAAAUGACAAUUCUGCUAUGGCUGAUGGUCAGUGUCAGCUAUAGUGCAGCACUACCAAGUAAUCCCAUUGACUUCCUCAGCGGCAAGGGCGACUGUAAGCCGAUCUGUCCGUGUUUGAUGGACGGCAUCAACUAUGACCACGGCGAGCGGUGGAAGAAACAGGGCCAGCCAUGCACCGUGUAUGAAUGUGUCAACGGAUUCUACAGACCGAUCAAAGAAGGUUGUGAGUUUAAAGGUAAAUGCAAAAACACGAACACUACUUGGACCGAGAAGUGCUUCACCUACCAGUGUUACACCAGGGAUGAGAUGUCACACUACUCUCUAGUGGAGGGAGGUUGCUUAGAUUCCUACGGUAACUGUCGCACUGUGGGGGAAAGAUUCUAUGAAAACUGCGACACUGUUGAGUGUCAAAUUGUGAAUGGUUCCUGCUACCAUUUGGUAAUUCUGUCAAAAGGCUGUACGUUUGAGGGAGAAUGUCGGGCACUGAACUCCUUCUGGCAUGACGGAUGUUCCGUGUACCAGUGUAUGGAGACGUCCAACGCCGUCACCUACCAGAAGCUUACCAAUGAGGUCAUGUACUGGCCAAAGGGGCCUUACGGAUUAUUGAUGGCGGACAGUGGUUGCCCCAGUAACGACAUGCCGACAGCUUGGAGCAACGGAAGCCGGCUUCACUACAGUAACGGCAACUCCAUGCCCUCGUUCUCGUUCCAUCUCUAUGGCAACUACUCCAGGAUCCUGUUCCAGCACCACUUCUGCAUCCACGACCACGCGGGCGACCCCUUCUCGAUGCCUCGCUAUCAAACGUACUGGGAAGAGGGGAAAUACUGUAUAUUCCGAGUCUCCGGCCAAUGCCCAAAUGAAUUUCAUGAAGGGUUUAUUCUGAUGGACGAUUUGAAUGGAUUAGAGUUUAUGCAGAGUGUGAAUGGAUCGGUACCAGAUGGGGUUUAUGAAAAAGACACGGGGUUCUUCUUCUGUUGCCGAUCUGACGGUGACGUGGAAACACCGAUAGUUUUGCCCAAAGAUCAACCAUUCGUUUUGUUUAUGGCCAAUGGUAGUACGGAAUGCCAGUCGGUGCGGGGCAUGCUUCACGAGCUGGAGUUUUUUCUGUUUGAUGAUGAGAAUGUAAACACAAAAGUAGCCCAGAACGGUUCUCUACCGGAAGUAAAGCGUGGAACCAACAACACCGUCAUCUAUUUCUGCUACUACACCCCCAUAACAUGUGGCUGUGAAGAUGAAGACGGAAACAUGAUACAAGUGGGGGAAAAUGUGACCAAAAGCUGCGUUUUGUAUAACUGUGAAAGCUACCAAAACAAUCUUCGUUACCUCAAAGUCCUACAGGGCGGCUGUCAGUGGAACGGGAAGUGUGUACCAGAGAAUACCACAUGGACGGAGGAAAAAGGUGGUAUGUGUACCCGGUACAAAUGUCAGAAAGAGAAAGACGGACCAUAUCCCAAGUACAAGGUUAAAAAAGAACACGAAGGUUGUAUGGACGAUAGCACAUGUCGAGGUCUUGGAUUUAGCAAAAGACGCGGAUGUUAUGAACUGCAGUGCAGGAUGCACCCACAAGUACACAGACCAUACUAUAAGCUAGUCCGUGCUGGUUGUAGUGACGGAAUGGGCGGAUGUCUGGCCAUCAAUACCACAAAGGUCAUGAACUGCGUCACGUAUCGAUGUGAGCAACAUUCCUCCAACUGCGGUCUCGACUUCUACAAAGGGGGAUGUAAUGAAGGCGGGAAAUGCCAUGACAUCAACAGCACGUGGAAAAGCCAAAGCUGUCAUGUGAUGAACUGUACUUUGACAACAUCUGGAUCAGGAAAUCUGAAAAUAAAGACGAACAUAAAGAAAUAUGCGUGCAAAUUUAAUGGUAGAUGUUAUAAAGAAGGAGAACAAAUGGACAGAGACUGUGUAAAAAGACAAUGUAAAGUUGACAGGAAAAAGAAAAUGGUUAUGAUGGACGUCAUUCAUGCAGACUGUAAAGUGAACGGUAAGUGUGUCCCAGUAAAUGGAACCUACAAAGAUGGCUGUUCCAUCAAGCGGUGCUACUGGCGUAGAAACGGAAACGUCUAUAGUUCUGGCAGCGAAAUCGUGGAAUUUGGCUGCAAGUGGAAGGACGGAUGUAUAAACGAGACCGAGAUCAGACAGUUUGACUGUACGCACUACGUCUGUCGUGUCUUCAAGAAGGGACAGUUCAGGCGCUCCGAGAUGGCCGUCUACAGUCAAGACUGCAAAGACAAGGACGGUAAUUGUAUUGCAGUGGGGAGUCAGGGCGAGGGAAAGAACUGUAACAACAUCAGGUGUGUGUCCAACAAUGGCAGAGCGGAGCUGAAGAACACCGCCAACGGAUGCUUUGACAAAAAUGAAUGCAGAAAAGAUGGUGGCAAUUGGACCAACCCCGGCAAUUGUGUAACCUAUGGGUGUCGGAUUUCAAACCAAAAUGGCCGAGUCAUACCCCAGAUAAAAAUCGUAGACGUAGGGUGUGCGGUGGGCGGGGUGUGUUACCGGGGAGGAGAGAAGUGGGACUCGGGCUGUCUGGAGAGGCAGUGUGUGGUCAACAGGUCCAACAAGGGAUACUCUCGCUCUGUCUCAGCAAAACUACGAGGUUGUUCUGUGAAUAACAAGUGUCUAGAGAUUGGCUUCAAAGAAAUGAGGAGUGGGUGCCUCAACUACGGCUGUAUUCUGGACAAGACCUCAAAUCGACCUGCCUACAAACUGCUAAAGGGAGCUUGCAGAGACUUGGACGGGAAUUGCCGAGAAGUUGGCGAGGAGUGGGAUUAUUUGUACAAACCUAACAAAGUGUGUUUACGUCUGAAAUGCGCCUAUACUAAAGGGGUCUAUCGUAUCUCAACACAAAAACUUCUAUGUAAAGACAAGAACGAUAACUGUAGACAACAGGGGGAACGCGGGUUUCCGGCAGUGGUCGGAGGACGGACAUACAAUAACUGUGUAUGCAAGGCGUACGGAAUCCAGUCACGGCUAAACUGUUAUCCAUAGGAGUGUGCACAUUCAGAUGGAAUCAUUUUUUGACAAUCAUAAAUUUUAAAAAUUUUAAAAUUAGGAAACAACCUUAACUUGCGAUAUUGAAUGCUAGAAAUAGACCGAGGUUAAGAAUUGUCA